UUUCUGUAUAGGUUUGCGUGAUUAUUAAAUAAAAAAUGGCUGAACUUGUUUUACUUACUCUGGUGCGAUUAUUAUUGCCAUUUACUUUAAUAUUUGCUACUUUGGCACGUCCUGUUGGCAUAUCCUUGGUGUAUCUAUCGAUGUUCAUGGUGUCACCUUGGCUAUUGCAAGCUAAAGUGAAGUCGCAUCGGGCAUUGUUGAACAUCUGCUUGUUAAUUUCACUAAUAUUGGGUGGAUUGUUUUCGGUUGGACAUUUGGCACUAAACUUUACAAAUUUAAUAUACGAUUAUUUGACGAUGCAUGCGGUCGUUGCAACUACUUUACGGCAAAUUGGAUUCGUUCGUUUUACUAGGUUACGCGCAAUUGCAAUUUUACAUUGGAUUUUACCAGACAUGAUGGUCGCAAUUGUUGCUGUUGUCGUACUUAUUUUUAUGAAAAUUUCGGAUAAAUUCAAAACUUCACAUACAGCCAAAACACGGAGCACUGAAAACCUACAGCAUUCUGAGGUGAAUCGACUGCUGAUAAUUGAGUAUAUAAGAUCGGUACUGAAAACAUCUCCAAUUUUUGCCCUGGUUGCUCUCUUCUUUGCCGCCACUAUAAGACCAUCCUUGCCGGGAAUCUUAUAUUUUAUGAUAUUCAUAGUGACUGGCACAUAUUGGGCGCUAAAUCGGCAUUAUAGCGGUGGCUUGCAGUUUCCGUUAAUGAUUGUUGGUACAGUUUUAUCACUGCAUAUAAUUUGUUAUUGCUUUUAUCAGCUGCCAAUAAUACAUCGCUUUUUGGAUGAAGAAUCGUUUUGGGCAAGAGCAAUGGCUUUCGAAAUUCCAUUAAAAAUGUACUAUCGAAAUAAGAACGGCGAUAUUUUAAAAUUUAGUGAUGAAUUAAAAUUCGAUUCAUACAUCAGUCCGGUUGCAGUGAUGUGUGCCUAUUUCCUAGUAAUAUUGAAAAUCCUUCAGCAUCGCCAAUACCACACUGUAUUCAGCCAAUUGAAAAUGAAAAUUACACAUCCAUCAGAAAGUACUCAAAAUUCUGAAAAUGGCCGGAAUGAACCAUCAACAUUAGAACAGUUCUUCUAUAUGAUUUCUGACGGGACUUCGUUCAUCUAUAAGAACAGCUAUAUAUUGCUGAACGUCAUAAUGAUGAUCUGGUCCAUCAUUUAUCACAGCUGGCUAACAUUUGUACUGCUAAUCUGGGCAAAUGUGCUGUGGAUGAUUCCAAAUCAACGACGUUCUAUGAUGCGAUCUAGUUUCUUUGUUGUGUUGUAUGCCGAUUUUCUCAUUAUUGCACAGUAUAUAUAUGGCCUGAACUUGAAUGAUAGCGAGUUGCCUACUAAGAUAAGUGGAAUAAAUCUACAACAAAUUGGAUUUUCACAUCCGUAUAAUGAUGGAAUACAGCCCUGCUUCCCGCUGUUUGUCAAAACAUCAUUCCUUCUUAUUUUCUGGAUAACGUCUCAUCAAUAUUUUAAAGAGAAAGCUGAUCAAAAGGUUCAUAAUGAUGUUCUAAUGCAAUUUUUUGGAGUUUCAUUUUUACGUUCGGAUAACACAUUGUUCGAAAAGUCGCGGGCACAUCGUGCAUUCAUAUUUAUCGUUGAGAGUGUUUCAAAUUUAAUAACACGCAUGUGGAUGUGGCUGUUAAUAUUUUUAAUAUUUCUCUGCGCGAUGAUCGAUAAAGUGAUGACUGGAUUUCGAAUUUGCUAUAUGUCUCUAUUCCUGCUCUUUCUAAUGGCCUUUCAGAUGUCGCUACAUCUUUGGAUUAAGUUUCUAUAUGGGUAUUGGAUGUUCGUCAUUUUCUACGCAAUGACUAUACUAACUAUAAUUUAUACAUAUCAAUUCGAUUAUUUUGAUUACUAUUGGGAGAACUUUCUCCAUGUUAAGACUCAACUGCAAAGCGAUAUAGGGCUUCGACGAUACCGUACAAAAGAGUUAUUUCUACACUUGCUAGUGCCGACAUUGACAGUUAUCUUUACGGUCGUUCAACUUCAUUAUUUCCAUCAUCGUUUCAUGGCCUCAGUACGAAAUCCUUCGGGAGGAAGAAAACAGUUCUCGCAUUUUCAAUUUAAUCCUACAAUUGGAAGUCACCUUAAAUCGGGUCAGCGCAAACGCACCUGGAUAAGAAUCUUGUCGAUUUGGGGAAGAAAAUUGCGCGCCACAUAUUUCCGUUGGUUCCGACCCAGCAAAAUAUUUGCGUGGCGAUUUCUUGAGAUGCACAUGAUCAAGGCGGUGACAUUGGCUGCCUUUGUGUGCGCUAUUGCAGAGGUUUGCUGUUUUAAUCUCAUUUUUGUCAUAUUGGUAUUACUGAGUAUUUGCUGGAGUCCCUUAAUGCGACGAGUCAUUUUUCGCAUUAUCACAUUUUGGACUUCUGUGCUCAUCCUGAUGAAAAUGAUCUACCAAAUCAAAUACUUGGACGAGUCACAUUAUGAAUACAAUUGUAAUAACGUUACAGUCAAUUUCGCUGAUUGGAUGGGUCUGCGUAAAACCGAUCAAAAGUGGGGCUCACUAUUACGGUACCUUGCACCUUAUAUCGUAUACUUGAUCGUCACAACAUUGCAUGCAGUUGUCAAAUUGCGUGAUCACUUAAUACGACUCUCACUGGGCGAGGUAAGGGAUCCAUCGAUUCUCUUUCCUCAUACAUCGCGACAAGAUGCAGAACGUAAUUUUUCGGGUCUAUUGAAAUACCUCUUAAAUUAUGGCUACUUUAAGUUUGGAUUGGAAAUAACGUUCAUCGCCUUGGUGUCUUCAAUUGCACACAGGCGUGAUGUGUUGGCAGUUACCUAUGUGAUUUGGCUAAUAAUUUUGCUCUGCCUGAAUAGAAUGCAAUGCGCUCGCAUCUGGUAUAUAUUCCAACUAUAUUUCGUAGUCUCGAUAUUUGUGCAGUACUUGCAUCUUAUACACUUCCCUCCAAAUCUGUGCAUUGCUGUGGAUGUGCAAAGUAUCAACGAUACCAGACCAUUAGAGGAUAUCUUUAACUCUGUCAGGUCCAAACUGAUGUUGGACUUCAUUGUACUGAUGCUAAUAUCAAGGCAACGCAGAGCAUUCAAGGCAGAAUUGCAUCAAAUGAAUAAUUUCGUAUAUCCCGGAGGCGAUAAUAGAAAUAUUGUCCAUAAUAUUGCCAAGCUAGGACACGUUUACUUUAAGAAUCCCACUCAUGACUUUUGCUCCUUUGUGCGCAAUUAUUCGGAUGUCUUCAAGACAGUCGUGUUCUGUAGCUUCCUUUGGAUUACAUUGGCAAUUGUGUUUAUGGGCGGCGUUUGUAGCAUGGAUAUGCUUUCCUUAGGUUACCUUGUAUUUGCUUUAGUGUUUCUACUGCAAGGCUCCGAAGUGUAUUUGGACAACAUCCAUUACAUUAUCUGGCGCUGGAAUUUAUUGAUUGCUUUCAAUGUCUUUAAUAUUGCGCUUAAAGUAUGCAUCAUUGUGUUUGGCAAGAUGUUCGCCAUCACACACAAGCAGGAUUAUCAAAGCUUAUUCGCGGUUAUGGAAUACGAUAAAACCGUGCCGCAGCCUGAAGUCGACAAGCAGCAGGAAGAAAACGAAGGAUACUAUUAUGGUCCCAACAGUUUGAUAUUUGAGAACAUGUUGGUGUGGCAUGCAAUCAUCUUUGCUUUCGUCAUCUUCCAGAAUCGCAUAUUUCGAUCCUACUAUUUCUGUCAUAUCAUUAAUGACACGCAAGCUAACACGGUAUUGGCCUCACGUGGUGCCAUUAUUAUAGAGAAUUUGCACUAUAAGCAAAUUUACGAUCGUCGCGAGUACGAAAAGAAGGUACUCGAAAAAGUCAAGGCAAAGAUGGAGCAGAUCAGAGCCAAUAACGUGAAAAAUUUCAUAAAAAUACGUGCCAGGAAGGCGCAAUCGAGUGCUACCACACAGGAAGAAAUUGAACCCAAGAACGAAAAAACGCAGACUCCAGGCCUAUUGGCACAAUUCAGAUUUUCUAAUAUACGUACAGCAGCACCAAAGCGCAGAGAUUUGCGUCUCCAUCCUCAUGCAGUGCGUUCCGGAGAUUAUUACAUGUUCGACGACCAAGAGGAUGCCGACGAACCCAUCGUGAAUGAAGAGUACGAUUUUCUGGAAAAAGAAGAAAUGCACAACCGUCAAAUGCUGGCAGCCAGAAAGAAGAACAAAGGCACUGAUAAGGCCAGCGGAUAUAGCUCGGAUUCAGAGAUUGAUUUCGAUACUCAUCCAGUGGUUAAACUAACGAAUGAACUUGUAAUGCUAACUACGGUUCGAUUAAAUCGGUUGUCCCGUAAUUACCGAUUCGUACACAAGGUUUUGUCGGCCGAAAAGAAGACUUUGCAGGACAUAAGCACAAUGAAUCGUUUGGGAUUAGUCAAUACGGCAGCGAUGUUUAGUUUCUUAAAUCAAUCGCUCUACGAAAAGCAAUUAGAUCCCAUCAAUGCUCCAUCCGGAGAAUCGACUAUUAAGCUUAUGUCGAAGAGAGAAGAUUUCACAACCCUCGAUCACAAUCAAUUUGUACAGUUGUUGAUUUCAUUGUAUUAUGCAAUUAUUGCCAAUACCGAGGUGGUUAGCUACUUGACAGUGUUUGUAAAUCAGGCGGCCAACUCCUCAAUUAUAUCACUCCCAAUGGCAUUCCUUGUGCUCUACUGGGGAGCUCUAACAUUGCCUCGUCCCACAAAGACAUUCUGGGUUACCCUCAUCACGUAUACCCUGGCAAUGAUAUUACUCAAGUGUAUCUUGCAUCAGAAAAUCGUGCUAGACUACAAGCUUAUUAAAUUGGCUAUGACAAUGGACUUUGAGCUAUUCAUAAAGCAUGGCAAGGCAGUUUACGAUCUUUUGCUGUUGGUUGUUCUUUUCUGGCAUCGCUAUAUGUUAAAGAAACAGGGCAUCUGGAACAUUCCGACGCCUGACACGGAUCCAUUACCACGCACUACUCAAGAUGGCAAAGCAUUUGGCAAGGAAAGACCUGGCGAGGUUAUGAAGCGCUUAAGGGAAGAGUCUGGAGCCGACCCUGAAGAUUCAGCCAAUAUUGAUAGCAAGGAGUUUGAACGUGACAUGGAUGAUUUAUUGCGACCUGGAAUUGAUAAAUAUGCUUCGGCAAACAUUGAAUCGGUCUACUACCGCACAACAAUGAGAAGUUUAGAACAUAAGGGCGGUCUUUUGUCUGGUAUCAAGAAAUUCUUUCUAGCGUUACUUCACAAGGCACGGCUAUCAACAGACGUAUAUACUUUGAUAUUCCUAUGUGAUUUUAUUAAUUUCUUUGUGCUACUUUUUGGAUUUCCCAAGUUUGUGUAUCGGCGAAAAUAUAAUACAAGCGUGCUGGAAACCUAUAUACGGGGCAAUAAGGUGCCCUUCUGUUUUCUGUUUAUGCUCGUCGUGCAAUUCGCCACCAUUGUAGCAGAACGUGCCAUUUACUUGCGAAAAGCGCUGGUUGUCAAGAUCGUUUUUCAUUUCUUUACGGUUAUUGGCGUACACAUUUGGAUGUUCUUCUUGGUGCCCUAUGUGACUGCUCAGAGUUUCGGAGCAUCUGCGCCAGUUAUUUUCUAUUUGAUCAAAUGCCUCCACAUGCUGUUAUCGGCAUAUCAAAUACGUUGCGGCUACCCAAGGCGAAUCUUAGGAAAUGUCUUUACGAAAAGCUACUCGAUGGUUAACUAUGUUGCUUUUAAAGUCUAUAUGGAAAUACCAUUUUUGUACAUAUUGCGGACAAGUCUCGAUUGGUUGUGCAUUGAUACGACACUAACGGUCAUGGAAUGGAUUAAAAUGGAAGACAUAUUUCAAUCGGUGUUUAUUGUGCGAUGCUAUCGGCAAAUGGAUUCUGAUUUUCCAGUGAUGCGGGGAGAACCAAAAGCAUUCUAUGCCAAAUGUUUGAUAGGUGGUACGAUUAUUUUAGUUUUGAUUACGUUUAUUUGGAGUCCCCUAUUUAUAUUUGCGCUCGUUGGAACUGUUGGCAAAGCAAACGUCCCUCGUCGAGCAGAUAUAUCGGUUACAAUUGGUCAUUAUGAACCAAUUUACGUUUCACAGAGCAUUUCGGGCAUUCAUCAGUUUUCCAAUAGAGACUAUAAUGAUCUUGUUAAAAGCUUCGAUCGCGAUAUUUAUGCCACCGAUCAUAUAAUGUCUUAUAAUGCUGCUGAUAUUACGGCAGUGAAAUUUGAUGCCAACUCGGUGACGUUGUGGAAUAUGUCGCCGCCUGAUAAAAACCGGUUAUUGAAUGACUUAAAAACAGGCAAAAAAGUGGACAUUCGAUUUCGAUUGUCGUUCAACUCUGGCGUAACGUCGGAUACUAUAGUGCACGAGACAACCUACACAUUGACCAAGGACAUGGAAACGACUCGCGAAAUGUUAAUCAAACAACUGUCCGAAGACAAUAGCAAUGCCAAAGUUAUUGUGCCCGAUAUAUUACCUAAAUUUAUAACAGUAGAAAAGAAAGAGGUCUUUGUAAAGUUCAUCAAAGAUUACGAUGGCUAUCACAAUCGCCCAAUAAUAUUGCAAAAGAAACAAGCCGAAGGAAAAAUGUGGUGGGAAGCGCGCGAUUAUUGCGACGACAAGUUCUAUAGGAAUAUUUUAUCGAAUCUUCCACUCUCUAAUUGUGAUGGAGGCAUUGUCUUUUAUAUUUUUAGCGAUAAGUCAUUUCCCUCAACGAUGAGUUUCGUAGAGAAAACUGGCAUUAUUGGACUGUAUACUACUUGUGUGUACGUUGUUUCUCGUAUUAUUCGAUCACUUAUCGCCAACAAUCAUCGCCGAAUAAUGUUUGAAGACUUGCCUUAUGUUGAUCGAAUACUGAAAUUGUGCAACGACAUUUAUUUGGUGCGGGAGACUAAAGAAUAUCGUUUAGAAGAAGACUUGUAUGGAAAACUGCUAUUUCUCUAUAGAUCCCCCGAAACGCUUAUUAAAUGGACUCGCUUCAAGGAUGAUUUGGCAGAUUCUGGCUCAGAAGCUGAACAUCGUGGUCGUGAUAGAUUUCAAGGCGCUCCAAGCGAGCCUUCAGAGGAUGACGAACAACGUAGACAACAGCGACCAAAUACUCCGCCUCCUCCUUAAAUAUUUACUAUUUUAUCUUUAUUUAGAGCUGAAGAGCAUAUAAUAAUAAUUAUAAAAUGAAAAACACGAUUUAAAUAUCGUUUAAAACACGAUUUAAAUAAAAGUUGAGGUAAUACCUCUAUUGUU
Molecule: messenger RNA, 7109 nt
Organism: Drosophila albomicans
Lineage: Eukaryota; Metazoa; Arthropoda; Insecta; Diptera; Drosophilidae
Product: piezo-type mechanosensitive ion channel component
Exons: 21
Coding region: 36-6983 (2315 amino acids)
Biological process (GO): detection of mechanical stimulus; cellular response to mechanical stimulus; regulation of membrane potential
Cellular component (GO): plasma membrane
Molecular function (GO): mechanosensitive monoatomic ion channel activity; monoatomic cation channel activity
Source: RefSeq, a predicted model, not a curated record